This is a messenger RNA of Oikopleura dioica, 1173 nucleotides long. The record is from the annotation of a GenBank genome assembly. Lineage: Eukaryota; Metazoa; Chordata; Appendicularia; Copelata; Oikopleuridae.
AUGAAGAUAUUUUUGUAUACAAUUUUGUACAGUCAUGCCGACGCGAGGCCGAAUAAGACGAUCAGUCUCGGAAGAAUGGGAGAACCAACUGAUGAAAGAGAUUUUAUAGGUGAUAUUAUGAAAAAUGAUUUCAUCCUGGAGCCUCUUUCAAAGCCAAAAAGAUGCGGAAAGGUUGAAAUCAACGAAGACUCAACAGCUGGAAGAGUCACUACAAAAAAUCCCUACCCGAUGAAUACCAAGUGCACUUGGAAGAUCGACUCCUCCUGCUCAGCCCUGAAAUGGCGCUUCACUUCCUUCUCAAUUGAAGAUGAUACUGAUACUUAUGAAAAUGACUAUUAUUACGAGCAGUAUUAUCAGAAUCAGGAAGAGUCGGACAAUGUCAAGUGGUGGAUGUGCUCUUUUGAUCAUGUUCAGGUAUUUUACGGCGACAAGAGUACAGGUGAGAAAACGCCGCGACUGUGCCAGUGGGACACGGAUAGGGAGCCGGGGCAUCCAGGAGAGGAGUUCAUCACGGGCGAUUUCGACGACUACGUUUAUGUUGACAAUGGAAAACACGCCGGAAACCCAAGGUCUUUGGGCUAUCUUCUCUGGAAUCGAGUCUCCUACCCAACAAUGGAAAUCAACUUCCUCUCCGACGAGCAAAUCCACUCAUCCGGCUUCUCUCUUGAAUGGGAAUGCGAUGACACAUUCGACGACAAAUGUUCCAACCCACAACUGAACGCUGGAAUUCUAGCGGCAAUCGACAAGGCUUUCGAAACUGAUCUCCCGCGAUAUACAAAGCAGCAUCUUCACAAAGGCGCGAUCAAGAGGAGAAUCAACAAGACCGCCAGAUCGAGGAUGAAGAAGUGGGCUGUUCGGGUCAAAGCAGUUUAUGCAGCGCAUGGUUCUAGAGCGGCGAAAGAGACGGAGAACGAGAGGGAGUGCUUGAAGGAUUUCGUCAAUCCGGAUAAAUCGUUGGUUGGGUCGAACUGCGAUUUGAACAUCAGCGACAUCGAUUCACUCUGCCAAAACUUGGGCGACUAUUUCGAGCACAUCUACGGGUCUUGCCGAAAAAACCAAAAACUCUUGCGACUCGGUCGAAAAUGCGCGAAUAUCAAACGAGUCAUAGAAAUUACUGAAAAGAGCAACGAAAGAAAAAUGAGGAACAAGAUGCUUCUUGAAGCCAAUUUAUAA